Messenger RNA from Arabidopsis lyrata subsp. lyrata, 2623 nucleotides. RefSeq names its product subtilisin-like protease SBT5.4. Gene Ontology annotation, biological process: proteolysis. Bases 203 to 2533 code for a protein of 776 amino acids. Gene Ontology annotation, molecular function: serine-type endopeptidase activity. The record is from RefSeq and is a predicted model, not a curated record. The transcript is spliced from 8 exons. Lineage: Eukaryota; Viridiplantae; Streptophyta; Magnoliopsida; Brassicales; Brassicaceae.
GGAGAUAAAUACGGAAAGAAGAUUAUGAAGAUACUCUUACCUUUUUUUCUGAGUUAGAUAUUGACUGUUGCAGGAAGAGAUAGAGUUGUGCUGAAAUCACUCAACCAACUUUAAUAGUAAUCAAGCUGGAUUUAGCGUGAUUCGAUCCAUUUACCAAAUAUAGCGAGAGAGAGAGAUUUAUGGAGAACUAGUAUUUUUGUAUAUGAGUAUGACGAGAAGAUAUUCGGCUACUCAAUACUCAAACCCAAUGAGCCUCCAAAGUUUAUCAUCUCUUAUUCUCCUCGUCACUCUCUUUUCCUCUCCUGCUUUUGCUCUUAAAAAGUCCUACAUAGUGUACUUGGGAUCUCAUGCCCAUCCUUCUCAAAUCUCUUCUGCCCAUCUCGAUGGUGUUGCUCACUCACAUCGCACUUUCCUCGCCUCUUUCGUUGGAAGCCAUGAAAAUGCACAAGAAGCCAUCUUUUACUCAUACAAGAGACAUAUCAAUGGCUUCGCCGCAGUUCUUGACGAAAAUGAAGCUGCUGAAAUCGCCAAGCAUCCUGAUGUUGUCUCUGUAAUCCCAAACAAAGGAAGAAAACUUCAUACCACUCAUUCAUGGAAUUUCAUGCUCCUGGAGAAAAAUGGUGUUGUUCACAAGUCCUCUCUAUGGAAUAAAGCAGGAUAUGGAGAGGACACAAUCAUCGCUAACUUGGACACAGGUGUGUGGCCUGAGUCAAAAAGCUUCAGCGAUGAAGGGUAUGGAGCUGUUCCAGCUAGGUGGAAAGGUAGAUGCCACAAGGAUGUUCCUUGCAACAGGAAGCUCAUUGGUGCUAGAUACUUCAACAAAGGUUACUUAGCCUACACAGGUCUUCCCUCUAACGCCUCCUUGGAAACCUGUCGUGACCACGAUGGUCACGGUAGCCACACUCUUUCCACCGCGGCCGGUAACUUUGUUCCCGGAGCCAAUGUGUUUGGCAUCGGGAAUGGGACAGCCAGCGGCGGCUCUCCUAAAGCUAGAGUUGCGGCUUACAAGGUGUGCUGGCCGCCUGUGAAUGGCGCAGAGUGCUUUGAUGCUGAUAUUUUGGCAGCUAUUGAUGCUGCCAUCGACGACGGUGUGGAUGUUCUCUCGGCUUCAGUGGGUGGAGACGCCGGGGAUUACAUGAGCGAUGGCAUUGCCAUUGGAUCAUUCCACGCCGUCAAAAACGGGGUGACGGUUGUGUGCUCAGCUGGAAAUUCAGGUCCUAAGGCUGGAACUGUCUCAAACGUAGCACCAUGGAUUAUUACAGUCGGAGCUAGCUCCAUGGACCGAGAGUUUCAAGCCUUUGUUGAGCUGAACAACGGCCAAAGCUUCAAGGGAACAAGCCUCUCGAAGCCUUUGCCCGAAGAUAAGAUGUAUAGCCUCAUCAGUGCUGAAGAAGCUAAAGUUUCCAAUGGAAAUGCGACUGAUGCAUUGCUAUGCAAGAAAGGUAGCCUAGACCCGGAGAAGGUGAAGGGGAAGAUCGUGGUGUGUCUCAGAGGAGACAACGCACGUGUGGACAAAGGACAGCAAGCACUCGCUGCUGGAGCUGCGGGAAUGAUUCUAUGCAACGACAAGGCGAGUGGAAACGAAAUCAUCUCAGACGCUCAUGUUCUUCCUGCUUCUCAAAUCGACUACAAAGAAGGUGAAGUUUUGUUUUCGUACCUAAGUUCCACAAAAGAUCCCAAAGGUUACAUCAAAGCACCAACCGCUACGCUGAACACAAAGCCUGCUCCUUUCAUGGCCUCUUUCUCUUCCAGAGGACCUAACUCCAUCACACCGGGCAUCCUCAAACCUGACAUCACUGCACCCGGUGUCAACAUCAUAGCCGCCUUCACCGAAGCCACAAGCCCUACGGACUUAGACUCUGACCAUCGAAGAACUCCUUUCAACACCGAAUCAGGAACUUCCAUGUCAUGCCCUCACAUCUCAGGUGUCGUUGGUCUCUUGAAGACUCUUCACCCCCAAUGGAGUCCUGCCGCUAUCCGCUCAGCCAUCAUGACCACUUCAAGAACCAGAGACAACAGACGUAAGCCAAUGGUUGAUGAAUCAUUCAAGAAAGCAAAUCCCUUCAGCUACGGCUCAGGUCAUGUCCAACCCAAUAAAGCCGCCCAUCCUGGUCUUGUCUAUGAUCUCACAAUAGGAGACUACUUGGACUUCCUCUGCGCCGUUGGCUACAACAACACCGUAGUUCAACUCUUUGCCGAGGACCCACAGUACAUGUGCCGCCAAGGAGCCAAUCUUCUCGACUUCAACUACCCUUCAAUCACUGUCCCAAACCUCACGGACUCUAUCACCGUCACUCGCAAACUCACAAACGUUGGACCGCCAGCUACCUACAACGCUCACUUCCGAGAGCCACUUGGAGUUAGCGUCUCCGUGGAGCCAAAACAGCUCACGUUCAACAAAACUGGUGAAGUGAAGAUAUUUCAGAUGACUCUUCGUCCCAAGUCAGCGAAGCCUUCUGGCUACGUCUUCGGAGAGUUGACGUGGACUGAUUCACAUCAUUACGUUAGGAGUCCCAUCGUCGUCGAACUUUAAUUUCAAGCUAGCCUCAUUCAUCAUUCUACUUCAUCUUUUUCACGUUUCUUCUAUCAAUCAUUUUAUAUGUUUGGAUAUUUAUUUUAGUGU